CAUCGCCUCUGGGGUGCGUUGCAGACACCUCUGCGACUCCAGCUUGAAAACUGCCAGCGGGCUGGGAUUUAACUCCACUUUAUCAACUCCCAACUCCCAACUCCCACCCUUCUCAACCGCAACUCCAACUGCGUGAGAAAGCCCUGACUUUGCGGAGCCCCAGGUGCAAACUUGAGACACUUUUGCCCCUGUCCUCCAUCCUAAUCUAAGUUUAGGCUCUGACUGGGCCAAGAGUGGGUGCUAAAGCAGCGGGUCUCAGGUGUCUAGGCCUCGGGGUCCCCGGGGACUCUCAGGUUGAAGCCUUGUCAGAAUCUGGGUAGAGGCUCCAGAGCUUCUCCCAGACCCCUCUGCUCUACACCGCUGGAAACCACGCUUCAUUGCAGCAUGGCCACCAGCCUUAGUGCAGACAGUCCACAGCAGCUGAGCUCGCUGUCUACCCAGCAGACCACUCUUCUGCUACUCUUUUCCGUCCUGGCCGCCGUGCACUUAGGUCAGUGGCUGCUACGACAGUGGCGUCGGAAACCGUGGUCCUCGCCCCCAGGUCCCUUUGCUUGGCCACUGAUCGGAAACGCGGCGGCUGUUGGCCAGGCGUCGCACUUGUACUUCGCUCGCCUUGCAAGGCGCUAUGGCGACAUUUUCCAGAUCCGUCUGGGCAGCUGUCCCGUGGUGGUGCUGAAUGGCGAGAGUGCCAUCCACCAGGCCCUGGUGCAGCAGGGCAGCGUCUUCGCGGACCGGCCGCCCUUCGCCUCUUUCCAUGUGGUGUCUGGUGGCCGCAGUCUGGCGUUCGGUCACUACUCUGAGCACUGGAAGGUGCAGCGACGCGCGGCCUAUAGCACGAUGCGUGCCUUCUCCACGCGCCACCCGCGCAGCCGCGGUCUCCUCGAGGGCCACGCGCUGGCAGAGGCUCGAGAAUUGGUGGCAGUGCUGGUGCGGCGCUGUGCUGGCGGCGCCUUCCUUGAUCCGACGCAGCCGGUCAUUGUGGCGGUGGCCAACGUCAUGAGUGCUGUGUGCUUCGGCUGUCGGUACAACCACGAUGAUGCCGAGUUUCUAGAGCUGCUCAGCCACAAUGAGGAGUUCGGGCGCACGGUGGGUGCCGGCAGCCUGGUGGACGUGCUGCCCUGGCUGCAACUAUUUCCCAACCCGGUGCGCACCACCUUCCGCGAGUUCGAGCAGCUCAACCGCAACUUCUGCAACUUCGUCCUGGACAAGUUCCUGAGGCACCGCGAAAGCCUGGUGCCCGGGGCUGCUCCUCGAGACAUGACGGACGCCUUCAUCCUCUCUGCCGAAAAGAAAGCGUCUGGGGGCCCCGGCGACGAUUCCUCCGGGCUGGACUUGGAGGAUGUGCCUGCCACUAUUACGGACAUCUUCGGAGCCAGCCAGGACACCCUUUCCACCGCGCUGCUGUGGCUGCUCAUCCUCUUUACCAGAUACCCGGAUGUGCAGGCCCGCGUGCAGGCCGAGUUGGACCAGGUUGUGGGGAGGGACCGCCUGCCCUGCAUGAGUGACCAGCCCAACCUGCCAUAUGUCAUGGCUUUUCUUUACGAAUCCAUGCGAUUCUCCAGCUUUUUGCCUGUCACCAUUCCACACGCCACCACCGCCAACACCUUUGUUUUAGGCUACUACAUCCCCAAGAAUACGGUCGUUUUUGUUAAUCAGUGGUCUGUGAAUCAUGACCCAGCCAAGUGGCCUAACCCAGAGGCCUUUGAUCCAGCCCGCUUCCUGGACAAGGAUGGCUUCAUUAACAAGGCGCUAGCCAGCAGUGUGAUGAUAUUCUCGGUGGGCAGACGGCGGUGCAUCGGGGAGGAGCUGUCUAAGAUGCUCUUGUUUCUCUUCAUCUCCAUCCUCGCUCAUCAGUGCAAUUUCAAGGCUAACCAAAAUGAGUCCUCAAACAUGAGCUUCAGCUACGGCCUGACCAUUAAGCCCAAGUCAUUUAGAAUCCAUGUGUCUCUCAGAGAGUCGAUGGAGCUCCUGGAUAAUGCUGUUCAAAAGCUGCAAACUGAGGAAGCCUGCAAGUGAGAGGUGGGAGGGAGCUGGAAUGUUUAAGGAACACUUAUCUCAUUUACUAGGGAGGAAAUAGAUUUUUUCUCCCAGCUUCAUUUUAGCCUCAGCUCUCAACAGUGAAUGGAAACGAAGUGGUCUGAAGGUGUGGCAUGCUCACCAAUUCAUGGCUCCUCUCGGGCCUGUGCUGGAGUUCCUGGAAGUAUUUUGGAAUUGAAGAGCAAAAGGGCCCAAGGAAUUUGGAGCCUGUUGUUUUUUGUUUUUGUUUGGUUUUGGUUUUGGUUUUCAGUUAAACACAUGCACACGUAUCAACAUGUAUGCACAACUAUCUAACAAAGUAUUUCAGUAAUUCUGCCCUUCUGACGAGAUUCGUGAGGGCACUUCUAUGUGCAGAAAUUGAUCCCAUAGGAAACUGCAGUAAGCAAAGGCUUAGGAUAUACUCAAGAUUCAGACAUGUGAUUUCAGUGUAAAAGUAAAGACCCGAAGUCCUCCUAUCAUGAGACAACUUGCUCAGAAAAAUGCUUCAACUCCUUUACAGCCAUGGAUGAGGCUUUCUGCUUGCCUAUAGGUGGGCCUCCCACUUUAGAACGGACCAUAAAUUCAGUUGCUCCCCAAGAAGUUAUGGCUGAUUUAAUAACUGCAAUAGGUUUUAAAGAUUAAUGAAUUUAAAGGUAAAUUGUUUAUUUAGAUGGCAAAAUAUGUUUAUAAGUUAAAGCUGAACCUCAUUUGGCUGCUCAAAUGAAGUAUUCCAGUUAUAAGGGAGAAAAAGAUUUGCCAGGCUAGCUUAAGGUUUCAAAUUUGGGAUUGUAAUGAACUGGAUUCAAUAAUAAGUCUGAUAAACUCAAAAAAGAGCCUCAUGUCACCACAUAGUGUUCAAUGCAUAUAAAAUUUUACAUAAUUGCUCAUAAACAUCAUAUGAAUAUUAACUAUUCGAUCAGGAAAACACUUGAAUAAUAUAUUUCUUAUGUCAUAUUGCAAACCAAAAAGUAUAAUCAGUUGAGUGAAAUUUGCCCAAUUCCAGGAAACGAGCCUGACUAAAUCAAUCCGUUUUGACAUCAGGGAACCGAGUAACAGAACGAUCUUUUUCUUAUUUAUAGUUCAUACAAGGGACAAAUCUCAAAACUAAACCAGCAAAAUAUGUUCUGAUCUGGUAAUUGUAGUUACAACACAGAUGCUUCUUUUGGAAUUGACCCUAUUAAUAUGUUAAGAUUACAAAUUCUUGGCUUGCUUCAAUUUUAAAUUAGUUAAAAAUCCAUCUUUAUUAUUUCGUUUCAGUUGAAGCUAGAGAAAAUAUGAUCAUUAUCUCGAAGAAGGUGAGAAACCUAACCUUUGCCUAAGAACAAUGCCAAAUGCAAAAAUUAGAUAAAGAAAGAAAGAAAGAAAGAAAGAAAGAAAGAAAGAAAGAAAGAAAGAAAGAAAGAAAGGCCAUGAAUGUUCUGGGUGUUCAUUAAGGACCAUAUGAUAGGAAACUCAUGUGUUCUUACUAUUGUUGUAGUUGUUUUUUAAGUUGAGUAUUAAGGUCUGUGUGGUUUUGUUUUUGUUUUUGUUUUUAAGUCAGAAUCUGUAGACUGACUUGGGAGGUUGUUUAGCAACUGCUUCUUGAGACAGCAGAGAUGCCAAAAAAAUGGGCUCUCUUAUUUAGGAUGGCACACCACGAUGAGCAGCCACUUCCUGGAAGCUGAGAGAGGAGAAAUAUACAUAUUCGGAUGAUGUAAACAAUCCGAAAGCCCUUGAAGAAGGGUUGGAUGGGUGGAAAAGUGGGGGAUAGGGCCCGUGGGGGGUUUCCCAUUUCUGUUUUCAUUGCAAUCAGCCAGAACGAAAGAAGCCCGCAGCACUCAGAGAGCUUACUGCUGGCUCUGUUUCAUUAGGCUUCUUGGGAUUUUCGUAUCAAAAUUACAAAGGAAGGAGUGUGCGAUGCUCUUUGUGUUCGGAGGCCAGAAGCUGCAAGUCAGAGAAAGCACGAGAAGAGAGAUGGCUAAAUGGUCCCCAUUCACUCCAAAUCAGUUUCCUGAAGUAGAAAAUCUGAGGCAUGAAUGUUUAGACAAAAGGAGUUUUGCGUGGCAGGCUUUACCUUCAAGUGUCUCUUAAGAGAGGCUGCAGCAUCUCCCCCACCUAUUUGUGGUUGGAAGUUGAAUUAUAAAAAAUACAAUGUAAGCCUUAUUUAAAUUUCUCCACAACAGAACCCCUUGAAUGUGAAACACAGGUUGUGUCAGUAUCUUAAAGGCCUUAAUUUCAACAAAAAUUAACUCUAUGCAAUACAUUUUUAAGCUUUUCAGACAUUUUAAAAGCAUGCACCUUAGUAGGACUGGGACAGUGAUUCUGAGCUUCCAUGGCCCUUUUACUAUGAGAAAUUUACAAUUGUGAGAGUCUUCAUGUAUCAACCUGGACUCCUUAUUAAACCAACCAGACCCAGAUGUUUUGUGAAUGUAGGGGUCAUUUUCAUCUGAUGCUUUCAGCAAAGGAGAAAGUAGAGGGGGUUGCUUUGUUUAAUCUAUUUAGAAUCUAGUGAAAGGAAGAAGGAUACAAGCCAGAAAAGAGUAAUAACUGUCCUAUUUGGAAGCUCUAGUAGGUCCCUGGCUUAGUCAGAAAGCCCGCUUUUGUGAUGCUACGGAGGGACUUCUUUUGCCACCAUGUUCAUCAGAGUACCGACUUCAGGCCAGUGCAGCAAGAGCACGUUUUCAUUAAAUGCCUCGUUUGUACAGUAAAGCAUGGACUAUGUCAGAACGUUGCUUUCCCCCCCAAAACCAAAACAGAUUCCUCAGGUGUGUUUGAUGGAUUCAUCACAAGAGUUCAUGCCCCAGAACUUAGCCUUGACCUGUGAAAUAUUAGCACCCUCCUAUGUAUUCCCACCAGGGCUGUACUAGAUUAAGCAGAUAGAUCACCAUGCAUGCUAAUUAGUAUGCUCUUAGCUGUGACACAAUUGUAUGAUAAAAGGUGUAUGUUACCAGGUGAUAAUAACCCAGGAAUAACUCCCUAUUUAGCUUCUUCUUGUGUCUUUGUACUUUGUCAUAUAUGUUCUUAACAUGUAUAGAGCUGAUACAGUGCCCACAGAUCCUCCCCACACAGAAUUUACUAACAUGUAGCUUCUACCUUUUGAUAUACCAAAAUUUAAAAUGUUCUGUCUUCAUUAUCUCUCACGAAACAUUGUUAACUAAACAAUAAAA
Molecule: messenger RNA, 5162 nt
Organism: Mus pahari (shrew mouse)
Lineage: Eukaryota; Metazoa; Chordata; Mammalia; Rodentia; Muridae
Product: cytochrome P450 1B1
Exons: 3
Coding region: 385-2016 (543 amino acids)
Molecular function (GO): oxidoreductase activity, acting on paired donors, with incorporation or reduction of molecular oxygen; iron ion binding; monooxygenase activity
Source: RefSeq, a predicted model, not a curated record